AUGUCUUGGACCAAUUUCAUGUAUACAACGACGGAGAAGCUCCGCACUCCUGAUGAUAGCAAGUCCUAUGUGCUUGCUGUAAUUACAGUGUUCCUACUGCUGGUCAUCACAGUUGCAACAUGGCGCCGGUACUUUUCGCCCCUCAGUGACCUGCCAGGACCAUUUUGGGCCUCCAUCACGCGGCUAUGGCACGUCAAGAUUAUCAUUGCCGGAGACCAAAAUGUACAAUUGAGCCGGCUGCACGAAAAGCAUGGCAACUUUAUCCGCAUGGCGCCGAACGAGGUCAGCGUCACGCACCCCGACGCCGUGCGGAAGAUUCUCCUCAAUCCAUUGAGAAAGGGAGUGUUUUACAACAUCUCUGCUAUCCCGGACUGGCGAUACCAGACGCCCAUGUCGACAUUGGACCCCAAGGAAAAAAUCGAGAGGUCCAAAGCUUUCUCGUCGGGCUAUGCGCAAUCCAACGUGAUCAAGUACGAGGAGGAUAUCAACCCGCUCAUCACGCAACUGUGCGGCUGGUUGGAUCGAUACGCCGAAUCAGGCGACCGCAUGAAUCUUGACAAGUUUCUCCUCUACACCGCCUUUGACGUGGUCGGCGAGGUCUUGUUUUCCAAGCCCUUUGGUUUCAUUGAGAAGGGAGAGGACCUGGGUAACAGCAUCGCCAAGAAUCUGGCACAGGAAUCCAUCGGAACCCCUGUGGCUCAGUUUCGUUGGGCCCAGCUGCUGCUGGGGAAUCCAGUGGUGACUACUCUCGGCCUGAACCCGGGAUCCAUGCUCAUGGACACGGCCAUGACGGCUUUCAAGGAGCGCCAGAAGAACCCCGAUGCUCGCUUUGAUAUCAUCGCACACUGGUUCCGCUACCUAAAAGACCACCCGGACCGGACCAACCUGCGGAAUAUUGAGGCGCAGACGACGACGAAUGUGGCAGCGGGAUCCGACACCGUGACUUGCGCUCUCCAGAGCAUUCUCUACCACCUGAUCCUUCACCCGUCCACGUACGAUCAAGCCCGCGCCGAGAUUGACGCGGCCCGGAAACAAGGACGCUGCGGCGACAAGGUCAUCUCCUUUGCCGAUACGCAGAAACUACCGUACCUCCAAGCCUGUAUCAAGGAGGGCCUACGCAUCCACGCCCCUGUGCCAAUGGGCCUGCAACGAGUGGCGCCUAAAGGUGGCCUCACGAUUGGCGAGCGGACUUUUCCCGAGGGCACCACGUUGUCCAUCAACCCCUGGGUAUUACACCACUCCAAAGAGCUCUGGGGCGACAAUGCAGACGACUGGAGCCCAGAACGUUGGCUAGUCAAUGACACCUCCGUGCUCGACAAGCAUUGGAUACCUUUUGGAGCUGGAUUCAAUGCAUGCCCUGGCCAGCACGUUGCCCGGAUGCAACUUUCAAAGAUUUGCGCGACCAUUAUCCGUGACUACGACCUCAAGCUCGUGGACCCAUCGAAACCAUGGAAGUGGAUGGCCUACUUCACCAUGGUGCCUAAUUCGUGGCCCGUGUAUGUAGCGAAAAGGGCAGACGCAUAG
Pestalotiopsis fici W106-1 is the source of this 1524-nucleotide messenger RNA. RefSeq lists its product as uncharacterized. The record is from RefSeq and is a predicted model, not a curated record. Gene Ontology annotation, molecular function: oxidoreductase activity, acting on paired donors, with incorporation or reduction of molecular oxygen; heme binding; monooxygenase activity. The coding region runs from base 1 to 1524 and encodes 507 amino acids. The transcript has 5 exons. NCBI's taxonomy places the organism in Eukaryota, Fungi, Ascomycota, Sordariomycetes, Amphisphaeriales, Sporocadaceae.